ACGGCCCAUCUAUGGCCUACAUAGCACUCAAGUCGGUCUUCAAAAAUCACUUUCAAAGGAGCUGUCCCAUUUCCCCAAAAUCACUCUGAAUCCUGUUUUUCCUCCCAGAUACAUCUCUACUAUCUUGUUGAAGCUUCCGAUUUGUUGCAGGCAGAAGCACCAAGUUGUCUCGUGAACUGAGAACUUGAUAUGCCUACUACAAACUCUGAGUCUGACUUGGAACCGCUGGCAGAGCUACCUCGCCUGGCUACCACAGGACAUGCAACUCACUGUAAAAUGUGUCUGGCUGGUUUACCAGCCGGACAGGUCGAUAUAGAUUCAUCAAGACUAGCAUUGGUAUUUUAUUGCCUGGGGUCUCUGGACUUGUUGGACAUCAUCAAUAACAAGACAAAUAAUGACGAACGUCAGAUGUGGGUGAGCUGGGUUUGGGAGCAACAGACGAGUGGGCCGUAUGGUUCUGGAUUCAAGCCGGGUCCAUAUAUGACACCAGAAAAGCACCUGGGAGUCCCGGACAAUGACUAUUCAAAUGAUAACAGCCCCCACAUCAUUGUGACCUACACAGCUCUACUCUGUCUGGCAAUACUACGUGACGACUUCACCAGACUGGAUCGUUCAGGCUUGAUCAAAUUCCUCCGCUCCUGUCAAAAAGAUGACGGAAGUUUUUCUACGGAGCCUCUUGGGGGUGACUCGGAUCUUCGGACGGUAUAUUGUGCAUUUGCAAUCAGCAGCAUGUUAGAUGAUUGGUCCGGAGUAAAUGUCGACCGUGCGUUUGGGUUUAUUGCAUCAUGCAGGUCGUAUGAAGGAGGUUACGGACAAUCCCCCUUCUGCGAAGCUCAAGGGGGGACUACGUAUUGUGCACUUGCAUCAAUGCAUCUCGCCAACCGAUCCUUUCUCCUAAUCGAGCACUUGUCUGCUUCGGAACGCCGUAAUACUAUCCGAUGGCUUAUACAAAACCAAGACGGGUCUGGUGGCUUUUGCGGGCGCACAGGAAAAGAUGCAGAUGCGUGCUACUGUUUUUGGUGUGGUGCCUCUCUCAGUAUUCUGGGCGUGGGUGAAUUGGUCAACACGUCUGCUCUUGCACGUUUUGUGGCAUCUUGUCAGUUCAAAUUCGGCGGGAUUGCCAAAGCGCCGGGAGAGCAUCCAGAUCCGUUUCAUACAUAUCUGGCUCUAGCGGCGCUAUCUUUGCACCCACCACAGCAAGACGUGUCUGCACCGUCGUCCUGGAUACUGCAGGCCCUCGACCCUUUGCUGAAUACAAAGCAAGACACGGCAGCCUGGGCAAGGCAACACAUUCCUGCUCCCGGUAAUUAAUUAAAGAUUUCUGGACCAAUCCGACGCAUUUUGAUACAUUAUUGGAACGUAUUCAUACCAUGCUACCCCUGUUGUAUCUCUACUUCCUUUAUCGGUUCGGACCCUCAAACACCAACUAUUAUGCGCACUUUCCAAU
Messenger RNA from Serpula lacrymans var. lacrymans S7.9, 1447 nucleotides. RefSeq lists its product as uncharacterized. NCBI's taxonomy places the organism in Eukaryota, Fungi, Basidiomycota, Agaricomycetes, Boletales, Serpulaceae. The record is from RefSeq and is a predicted model, not a curated record. The transcript has 9 exons. Gene Ontology annotation, biological process: protein geranylgeranylation. Gene Ontology annotation, cellular component: CAAX-protein geranylgeranyltransferase complex. Bases 190 to 1311 code for a protein of 373 amino acids. Gene Ontology annotation, molecular function: CAAX-protein geranylgeranyltransferase activity.